AUGGGCAAGGGUUUCUGCUAUGACGGCUGGUACUUUCUCCAUAUUUACUUUUGGAAUUACUACCCGGGCCUUGAAAUCCUUGCAAGUAUUCCUACAGACUCCGACCGUUUUGAUGAAUGGGCUCAGAGCUACAAGGAGAGGUUGGACACUUUCCUAAAGAGCGACACUGCGAAGAUAGACAAGGAGAGAGAUCGAUACUUCAAAGAUAGUGACGGAAGAGAGUUCGUUGCCACAAGGGACCCAAGACGCAACACGAGCGACGGACAUUGGCAUUACAUGAUCGACUUUGACAACCUCACCUUUGUCGUGAAUGGUCGCCCGAUAUGUAGCCUACCUUUCAUGCCUAUUGAAGACAUAUUCGAAGGCUGGAAACCCAAUCAGUCAGCUUCUCACUCCAUGCCGUAUAACCAUCGCUACAUAUUCCAUCGUUGGCCGGCGAAAACUCCUCCGGUUUCUGUCUUCUCGUACGAACAUGUAGUGAAGGCAGAGAAGGAGAUCUCUGUAGAUGAGCUCUUGGACGUUGGCGAAUGCCUGACGCCUCGAGAAAAACUACGAGACUCCAUCCUUCAAGUCCUGGUCGGCACUUUUCUCAACAUAUACUCCCCCGGUGAUCAUCUUUUUUGGCUGCCAGCUUUCUCUGACCGAAAAGACAUCCCGCUGAAAUUGCGCAGAGCCGCAGCUAGCUCGGUAUUCGGUCCCAUCUUUGUGUACGACUUAGAAUGGACAUACGAGGGCCCGGACGAUGCGUUGGCGUUAACUUGGCUACGAGCGGAUGUUUUUCUGUGGAUCACCAACGACUUGAGCACGCCAGAAUCUGUACAUCGGGAAGCCGGAGCGAGUCUUUCGGAGAUCGACAAGUCGAUUAAACGGGGAACGAUAUUUGGAAUUCUCUUCUCCUUUUUCGAUGUGGUGCUCCUUCGUGCGACCUUGGACGGUGACAAAUGGGACUACAAAUAUACAACCACUUUACCAUUUCUUCCGAAACCACUUGCAACCAGUAUGGCAACUGCAGGCAUUACGUCCGUGGCUCGUCUAUCUAAUCGACCAAACUUGUGGCUCUCGUGUAGCACUUCCGACGCCUUCGCGAAAUGUGCUGUUGUCCGUCCAGUUUUGACCCAACCACAACGCUUCCCCACGGAAAUCUGGAUCGCUAUCGCCGAAUUCAUUUACAGUCCCCAUAGCAUGGUUAGUUUUGCGGCGGCAAGUUUACAGUGCCGAGAAGUGGCGGCAGAAGUCUGUCGAUCCUGUCGAUCCGGAUGGACAAGAUUUCUGGAACCGAUUCCUAUCGAUUGGGACUGUUGCCCCAGAAUCGAGGAUCUUCGUCGUGAAGGCGCUACUCACUUUCAUUUUACGACUUACCUCCUCUACGAGCUUGGCGUUCUCCGAAAAACAACAAGAAUCAAACCUGAGUUCCAGUACGGUAUGCUUCUCGGUGUCGACGAUGGUGGCCUACGUGUUGUGCAUCUCGGCAGUCACCUAACCGGAAUACAUAGGCACUACCCUUCAGGAAAAACGGUCGCACGACUUGCAUACCUCCUCAAAAACGGCUUCAUGCUCUGGUACUCAUUCCCCGUGGAUACACACAGGGAUAUGUCGAAAUUGGACCUCGAUAAGUAGAUAUGUUUCGUUGUGGUAUGGUGAGUUGCCACCAUGCAAUAUGAUUGCAUCAGUUCCUAGUCUCUGCACAACAUGUUUUUGGUAGUACUGUUCCUGCUGUAGCCCAGCCCGACUUUUGGUCAACAGCGCCUUGAAA
This is a messenger RNA of Dacryopinax primogenitus, 1753 nucleotides long. RefSeq lists its product as uncharacterized. Bases 1 to 1617 code for a protein of 538 amino acids. The transcript is spliced from 2 exons. The record is from RefSeq and is a predicted model, not a curated record. Lineage: Eukaryota; Fungi; Basidiomycota; Dacrymycetes; Dacrymycetales; Dacrymycetaceae.